This is a messenger RNA of Neltuma alba, 1183 nucleotides long. RefSeq names its product protein GID8 homolog. Gene Ontology annotation, molecular function: protein binding. NCBI's taxonomy places the organism in Eukaryota, Viridiplantae, Streptophyta, Magnoliopsida, Fabales, Fabaceae. The record is from RefSeq and is a predicted model, not a curated record. Bases 200 to 928 code for a protein of 242 amino acids. The transcript is spliced from 7 exons.
GAACUGCGAGCCUGAGGAGAUCGCCGGGACACUGGGAACCGAGCCACAGUUCUGCGCCGUUAACUGUCGCGUUUAGCAGUGCAAGUCAAGACUCCAUUCUCUAGGUGCCACUUCCCGCGUAAAUAUUCGCAGGAAUCUCCCGGAAAAUUUAUUGCGGAAGAUCGGCUUGGGAUUCGAUGGGUAUUAAGCAGGUGAGCUGAUGUCACUGUUCUGGAUUGUGAUUCGUCAGCUUGCAGAAUCUGAGGCAAUGGCUACAUCGAAGAAGGUGAUAACAAGAGAAGAGUGGGAGAAGAAACUCAAUGACGUGAAAAUUAGGAAAGAAGACAUGAAUAAAUUGGUGAUGAAUUUUCUGGUCACGGAGGGUUAUGUUGAAGCUGCCGAAAAAUUCCGAAUGGAGUCUGGAACUGAACCAGAUAUAGAUCUUACAACCAUUACUGAUCGCAUGGCUGUUAAGAAGGCUGUGCAAAGUGGUAAUGUGGAAGAUGCUAUUGAGAAAGUAAAUGACUUGAAUCCAGAGAUACUGGAUACAAACCCCCAAUUGUUUUUCCAUCUCCAACAGCAACGACUGAUAGAACUAAUCAGGAAUGGAAAAGUAGAGGAAGCUUUAGAAUUUGCCCAGGAGGAACUUGCACCAAGAGGGGAGGAGAAUCAAAGCUUUUUGGAAGAGUUAGAGAGGACUGUUGCUCUCCUUGCCUUUGAAGAUGUCUCAAACUGUCCUGUUGGAGAGCUUCUUGACGUAUCUCAACGUCUAAAGACAGCAAGUGAGGUGAAUGCGGCCAUACUUACUAGCCAGAGUCAUGAAAAAGAUCCUAAACUCCCAAGCUUGUUGAAGAUGCUGAUAUGGGCUCAAAACCAGCUGGAUGAGAAAGCUGCAUAUCCUCGCAUAAAGGAUUUAUCCACGGCUACGUUAGAAGACCCUGCAGUUUGAACGCUGAAGACCUGGCAAUCGCUGUCUGGAGCAUCUAGGGUUCUAGAUGGAAAUGGUGAGGUCGUUGGCUUGAAAAAUGAUGUAUGUACUUUUAUUCAAAGAUGGUUCUGCAAAAAAUUGGUGUCUGUUUUCUCAUAGAUAGCUGUUUCAGUGGGUUUAUAUCCUUGUACAAAAGAUUGCCCAAUUGCCCAUACAUUGAUUAAUUCUUUCUUUCAAGUCAGCGAUCCAUGAGGAAUUCUGUCGCAUGUUAAUAUC